UUUACGACGGGCGGGGUUGCUUUGUGGCUGUUAACUUUCUCCGUGGUCUGAGCUACAGUGUCGUGGUGGCAUCAGCUCCGACGGCGCAGAAAUGAGGCAGAAGCGGAAAGGAGAUCUCAGCCCUGCUGAGCUUAUGAUGCUGACUAUAGGAGAUGUUAUUAAACAACUGAUCGAAGCCCAUGAACAGGGGAAAGACGUUGAUCUUAAUAAGGUGAAAACCAAAACAGCUGCCAAAUAUGGCCUUUCAGCCCAGCCCCGCCUAGUGGACAUCAUCGCUGCAGUCCCUCCUCAGUAUCGGAAGGUCUUGGUCCCCAAGUUAAAGGCAAAACCCAUCAGGACUGCUAGUGGGAUUGCUGUUGUGGCUGUGAUGUGUAAACCCCACAGAUGUCCACACAUCAGUUUUACAGGAAAUAUAUGUGUAUACUGUCCUGGUGGACCUGAUUCAGAUUUUGAGUAUUCAACGCAGUCUUACACUGGAUAUGAGCCAACUUCUAUGCGAGCUAUCCGUGCUAGAUAUGACCCUUAUCUACAGACAAGACACCGGAUAGAACAGUUAAAGCAACUUGGUCACAGUGUGGAUAAAGUGGAGUUUAUUGUGAUGGGAGGAACAUUUAUGGCCCUUCCAGAAGAAUACAGAGAUUAUUUUAUUCGAAAUUUACAUGAUGCCUUAUCGGGACAUACCUCCAACAAUAUUUACGAGGCUGUCAAGUAUUCUGAGAGAAGCCUCACAAAGUGUAUUGGAAUUACUAUUGAGACUAGACCAGAUUAUUGCAUGAAGCGGCACCUAAGUGACAUGUUGACCUAUGGCUGCACAAGGCUGGAGAUUGGGGUGCAGAGUGUCUAUGAAGAUGUGGCCAGGGAUACCAACAGGGGCCACACUGUGAAGGCAGUAUGUGAGUCGUUCCACUUGGCCAAAGAUUCCGGAUUCAAAGUUGUGGCUCAUAUGAUGCCUGAUCUGCCAAACGUGGGACUAGAAAGAGACAUUGAGCAGUUUACAGAGUUUUUUGAGAACCCUGCUUUUCGUCCUGAUGGUUUGAAGCUCUACCCUACCCUGGUCAUUCGUGGAACUGGGCUGUACGAGCUUUGGAAAUCGGGAAGAUACAAGAGUUAUUCUCCUAGUGACCUGAUUGAACUGGUGGCUCGAAUCCUAGCCCUUGUGCCUCCAUGGACUCGAGUGUACCGAGUGCAGAGAGAUAUUCCCAUGCCUUUGGUCAGCUCAGGAGUGGAGCAUGGCAACCUGAGGGAGCUGGCGUUUGCGAGAAUGAAGGACCUUGGAAUACAGUGUCGAGAUGUGAGAACCAGAGAGGUUGGAAUCCAAGAAAUUCAUCACAAAGUACGGCCCUAUCAGGUUGAAUUGGUAAGGAGAGAUUAUGUUGCAAAUGGAGGCUGGGAAACAUUCUUGUCAUAUGAAGAUCCUGAUCAAGACAUUCUGAUUGGCCUCCUGCGGUUACGAAAGUGCUCAGAGGAAACUUUCCGUUUUGAGUUGGGUGGAGGUGUGUCCAUAGUCCGGGAACUGCAUGUGUAUGGAAGUGUAGUCCCUGUGAGCAGCCGGGAUCCUACUAAAUUUCAGCAUCAGGGAUUUGGCAUGCUGCUGAUGGAGGAGGCAGAAAGAAUAGCUCGAGAAGAACACGGAUCUGGGAAAAUAGCUGUUAUUUCAGGGGUUGGCACCAGGAAUUACUAUAGAAAGAUUGGCUACAGAUUACAAGGCCCAUAUAUGGUAAAGAUGCUCAAAUAAUGGCUGCACCAGUCCACCUUGAUGCCRUCUGCUCCCUGGCAGAAGACGGAGAAGCAGGAGUUCUUGAAAAUUCAGCAGAGAGGCUGAACAAAGCCCAUGGACCUACACUGUCCCCUGGCAAGGAGCUUCACCCUCAUCCUGUGGCUGCAGAGACUGGAAACUGCUUUCAGAGCCGGGGCCAGAUGUCUGCUGACCGAGCCCCACAGCAGUCAUCUCCUGUGUGUCCCCAAGAAGUCACUUCAGUUUUUGAGGYUUAAAUCAUUUAUCCAAUUUCUGCAUUCUGCAUGAGGCCUGCAAGUGACCUGUUUGGCUCAGACACAGUGACAAAAGUAUAUCAACUCAUUUGAACAGCAUGACCUGUGAAAUAAGACUCGUGACUGUCAUUUGAAGAGCAGCCUCCGGAGUAGUUAUUUAUAUACUCCAGGGACAGAAGUCAGGUUGGACAUAKGAAAACGGUCAGACUUAAACCUCUGGCCUUUAGCUACAUAUGCAUUUGCCCACAAGUUAAGAAAAUGACCUUUUGUUUUCAUGGAAAUCAUUCUGGUCACUGUGCCGAGUUUUGAAAUGAGACUGUGGCUUGUGAUGAUGUUCACACUCUCGGACGACCCUGAGCCUGUCGUCACAGAGCCUCUUUUUCACAGUGUGAUUGUCUGUUCUUCCCACACCCAUGACGGCUGCAGACCCCAGGUGUGGUUCCAGAAAGYGUUGGCCUGUCCAGUUGUCUGUCCUGAUGGACAGUCCAUCCUGCGUGGUCAGAGGCUGUGUGGCUCUAAUGAGGACCUGCCUGCAAUCUCAGAACCCUCAGUUCUCUAAGAAGGAUGUUGGCUUGUGUUAAGUGGAGAAAGCAAAAAAAAAAAAAAA
This is a messenger RNA of Urocitellus parryii (Arctic ground squirrel), 2596 nucleotides long. It is a transcript of the gene Elp3, whose product is annotated as elongator acetyltransferase complex subunit 3. The record is from RefSeq and is a predicted model, not a curated record. Gene Ontology annotation, cellular component: nucleus; elongator holoenzyme complex; cytoplasm. Gene Ontology annotation, molecular function: acyltransferase activity, transferring groups other than amino-acyl groups; iron-sulfur cluster binding. Gene Ontology annotation, biological process: tRNA wobble base 5-methoxycarbonylmethyl-2-thiouridinylation. Lineage: Eukaryota; Metazoa; Chordata; Mammalia; Rodentia; Sciuridae.